Molecule: messenger RNA, 3152 nt
Organism: Hippoglossus stenolepis (Pacific halibut)
Lineage: Eukaryota; Metazoa; Chordata; Actinopteri; Pleuronectiformes; Pleuronectidae
Gene: zbbx
Product: zinc finger, B-box domain containing
Exons: 18
Coding region: 261-3152 (963 amino acids)
Biological process (GO): cilium movement
Cellular component (GO): motile cilium
Molecular function (GO): zinc ion binding
Source: RefSeq, a predicted model, not a curated record
CGGCAGGUUGACACAGACGCUGCGGGCUCAGGGAGUGGAGCGUGCUGUCGGCUGGACAUUAUUAUAUACUCAACUAUAAAGCGUUAAGUAUUGACGUGUUUAGUCGAACGUGAAGACAGAAAAGUGGGUUGAAAAAGUGAGAGUUUGUCCGAACAAGCUGCGAAACCGAGGAGAGCCGCGGACAGUUCAAGAAGAGACUCUUUGUAAAAGUCGCAGAGAAAUACGCCGGAGGAAUACCAGAGCCCACAGACAGAGGAGACAUGAAUUUAAAUGACUUCGUGGUGCUUCAUAACAGCAAGGCCAAAUCCGUCAAACUCAAUGCCAGGAACCUGCAAGAGCUACAGAUGGAGACUGUGACUCUGUCCCUGGAGAGCCAAGACAUGGAAGAGAAACUGCAACAGCUGAAACAGAGCAUGAGGAAAGAGAAGGAGGAGAGAGGGCAUUCAGGAGGGUUUAGAUGGACGUCUGGACAAUGUGGUUCUUCAAACAACAAUGUAACAAACAGCGCAAAGAAGUUCAAGGAGAACAGACUCCAGAAGCUGUCAGCAGGCAAGAUGAAGAUCCGAAUGCUGAAGACUGAACCGCUGACAGUCCAGCCUCAGCCGCCCCCUCUGCCUCCUACCAUUGGUCCUCGGACGAUAAGGAAAAACAGGCUGACGGGAACAAUCUGUGGACAGUGUGAAGUCAAGACAGCUGGACUGAGUUGCGUUGAAUGCACGGAGCACUACUGUAUCGGCUGCUUUGCCAGAUUUCACCAGAAGGGGGCACUGAAGCUCCACAGAAUGAUCCCCAUUCAGACAGAACUACAGACCCGUGUGAGCACUCGAGAUGUUGUCGAUUACUAUCCCAGCACCUUUACAAGUCCGGGUCCUUGUUCCAAACCCGGCAUCAGUCACACACCCACGUCCAAUGCAGGUACCAGGCAAGAUGAACAGAGCCCAGAAAAGGGAAGAGAGGCUGUGACAAAACCAAUGCAACUGCACCAUGAUACCAGCCAGGUGUUGGUUGUGAAUUACACAGAAGAGAAAAACUUUGAAUCGGGGAUGAGAAGAGAAGAUGAGAGGGGAUUUCCCAGUUCUCUUCUUAGAGGAGAAUACAAUGAGGUGGAGUCUGCAAGAUCCUUCCAGGAGGCUGUGAGACAGUGGAGGGGACAGACGAGUGAUGGAGCAGGGGAGCCCAUAAGUGAGGAAGCGAUGUGGAUACCUGAUCGCCCAGUAUCAGUGUCAGCCACAGCAACCCAGGCUGACCUCUCUCCAGACAGAGAAGCUGAAGGACAAGGAAGAGGAGGGGGACAAGGCAGGGUACCUCUCAGGGUGGAGUUUAGUGACAACAGCCUUACCUACAUGGACAGGUUGCUUCUCAAGAAGCAACGCAGGACACCAAUCGAAAUGUAUGAUCCUUUGUCAGCACUUGAUCUAAAACCUCAAGCAAACACUGAGGAGGAGAGUAGCCUCACAGCUCAGGAGGAGGAUUUCCGUUGCUACUGUGCAUCAUUGUUUGCAGUCCCUGUCAGUGGGGGCGAGACUCGGGCUCAGAUCACUGCACCUGAACCGUGCCUCGUCAUAGAAUUCCUGGAUGAGACAGACAGAGACAUGAAUGGAGUCUCUGCUGAACAGAGGACGAGCAACAAAUCAAAGGAUAACUUGUUUGAUCAAGUCCCCAACAAAGGAAGAACACUGGUUCCCCAAACAGCUGUGACUAGCGGUGGGUCCUCAAGAGUCAGCCGCUCCUCUCUCAGUCCAUCACGACCAUCCAGUCAGUCCAAAGCACCAACACAACCUCAAGCAGCUCAGAGGCUCCAUCCAUCGGAGCCUCUGACUUCCGAAGCAGAUCACUCAAACAAACCAUUACCCUCUAAAAGUAUGCCAACAGCAUACUUCACUGCUGAGACCCCGAGGACUUCACAGACAUCAAUCCAGACCUCAAAGUCACAAAAGCCCAAUUGUUCCACCACUGUCCCCAAAUCAAAAGCUGAGCAUGGGUCACCACCACGUUUGUCCUCAUUACCACAUCCCGAGGCUAAGAUCCCUAAAUCGUCCCGCUCCCCUCUCUCAUCUCCACCUGAUGUCUUUCCUCUGGCUACCACCAGGUCACCAUUCCCAAACCAGCCUCUCUCCCCUUCUCCGUCCGACACCUUCAUGCUUGGGUCUACCUUCACAGUCUCACCAUCAAGCUCUAUUGAGUCAACUUUGUCUCCCAAAGUUUGCCACUCAACCCCAUUACAACAAAGCUCAGACUCGUCUCUGCUGCCAGAACGAAAACAACCUUCCACUUUAUUCCCAGAAUCAGUCUCUUCUCCAAAGCUUUUUCAAUCACCACCAAACAAUCUGGAGUCCCUAGAGAAAUCCCAGCAUUCCUUGAGUGACCCAGAGUCUCUCCUAUCAGAUAAUCAAUUCCAGCUUCCUCAGUCUUCCAGGCCAUCCCCACAACCAAAAUCCCUGGAACCAAGUCAGUCACAAGCCCUCCCAGCACCACUAAGCGCAACUUUAAAAGCCCCGUUAAGUUUAUCUUUAUUUAAUGAGACCCCACCAGAUGCAAAUUCUAGACGUACGUCAACUCCAACAUAUGGGGAUGCUCCAGUUUUAAUGUCUCCUUGCUCCUUCUCUGGGAACCAUGACUCAACUCUGUCUCAACGAGAUACACAGUGUAUACCUACGCUUUCAUCACAAUCCUUAAAUGUCAUCCAGAAUCAUCCUUUCGCUUUGAAACUAGAGGAGGAAGAGGAGCUAUCAGUGGACAGUGGAGAUGAAAUGUCCAGCGACAGUCUGGGUCCGGCUCCACACAACGAAGGCUCCUCAGAUGAAGAAACCCAGAUGCACGGACGUUUAACAAGAGGGAGAUCCAGAGAAGAAGAGCGGGGGAAUUCUGUCACAUCUCAUCUCGGAGAUUCCUUUGUUCCUACAGAUGCAGACAUAGAAAAGGAUCUGCAGACUGAUGAGCCAGAACAUCUGUCAGAGCCCUACAUGGUGAUGCACAACUGGAGUGCUGGGUCUGGAUCAGAGAAGUCUUGUGAUCUUGAGAGGUUUUCUCCUCUCAGUGUGGAUUUGAGUUCUAGUCUCUCCAACACACCAGAACGCACAAGCUGUGACGCACUGCGAACAUGCCAAACUCCAUCACAUGACUCAGACCCAAAAGACCGAAUAGCCUGUUGA